GUUCAUAGGUGUAAGACUGUUUUUAUUAUUAUUUCGACUGACCACCAAUAAUAAUGCCGAAUAAUAGUUUUGAAAUAAAUCUGGAUGUACAGCGGUGUAAACGUGAGGAAGUGACUGUUGAGCUUUCAGGAGACUCUAUUGUUGUAAAUACAAGAAAAUGCGCACCGGAUGAUAACUCGAUUGUUGCAAGGAAAUUCUCUAAAAGGACAUAUCCAAUCAACUUGCAAAUGUAUGAUAAGGAUUCACUGAUUUACGAAUUUAACAAGGAUGGGAUGUUGAAGAUACAAAUAUUUCCAAAGAAAUCUGACAACUGAUUAAUUAAACUUACAAAUGGGACACAAAAUUACUUAAAAAUUCACAUUCUAAUCAAAUUCCAAUUUACAUUUAGCUUUUAAGUACGAA
Messenger RNA from Chironomus riparius, 402 nucleotides. The record is from the annotation of a GenBank genome assembly. Lineage: Eukaryota; Metazoa; Arthropoda; Insecta; Diptera; Chironomidae.